GUGGGGUGGGGUGGGCAGUGAGGAAUAGGGCUGGAAAAAUAAAGGGAAUCAGAUCAACACAGGCUGGCCUGGAGUACGAACAUUCCCAAGUUUGUUUCAAGUUAGUUUUGUAACAAAUGUCAUGAAUUCGCCAGUACUGGGGAAUGACCCUGUGCAGAGAGAAGACGGGGUACGUAAAGGGAAAGGAGACACGGCGGAACAGAAUGGGAGUCUACAGAAGGAAGAGCUGGAAACCCCAAUCUCUGCACAAGUACAAAUUGAGGAUAUGGAACUCCGGGAAGAAUGGCAGGAUGAAGAGUUUCCAAAACCGCUUCCUGAAGACAACGAUGCUCUGACAGAGGAUGACCUAAAUGUCAGUGCAGAUGCCAACAGACCUGUGCCACCAAACUCUCUGCAGCUCUGUGGGAAUAAGCACAAGAAACGACUCCUUGCGCCAGCCAUCAGUUUGAACCUGGAAGGUAGUGAGGAGGUGACAUGCUCCGAGGAGAGGACUCCAGAUGAAUUGGAGGGGGAUUCCUGCGAUAUAAAUGUAGAUGACUUAGAAACUCCUUCUGAUAGUGAAUCCUUUGAGUUGCCGGAGAAUGGUAAUGAAUUUGAAUGGGAAGAUGACCUGCCACGGGUGUACCACUCAUUAUCUGACACAGAGAGUUUCCAGGGUCAUGUGACAGAUGAAGAGGCGGAGGAUGGGAAGCUGUGGAGGGUCUUCCAUAUUGGGGAGCAGGAAUAUCGAGUGGACAUGGCUGCCGUGGAUCCAUACAAGGCAGUCAUUUCUCAUGGAGGUUGCUUUGGUGAGAACCUAACAGCAAUUAUUGUGUUCUCUUCCUGCUAUCUGCCUGAAAGUAGUCACCCUGACUAUGAGAAUGUAAUGGAAAAUCUAUUUAGGUAUGUUAUUGGAACUCUGGAAUUGUUGGUGGCUGAAGAUUAUAUUAUUGUGUAUCUAAAUGGUGCCACAACACGUAACAGGGUGCCAUCAAUCAGCUGGCUGAAGCAGUGUUACCAGACUAUUGACAGGAGGCUACGCAAGAACCUGAAAUCACUCAUUGUGGUCCAUCCAUCUUGGUUCAUUAAGGUGAUAUUAGCUAUUACACGGCCCUUUAUAAGUACAAAGUUUAGUAGAAAAGUUCGGUUUGUCAGUAGCCUACAAGAACUUUCAAAAUUAAUUCCAAUGGAACAUGUACAUAUCCCAGAAUGCAUUAGAGAGCUGGAUGAAUCAUUAAAUGGAAAUUCAGAAACCUAGAGAGUCUGUUUUUUGUGGAAAUCUACUGGAUUACUUUAUAUCUAAUAUGGAAAGGACAUUUUUAAAAUAAUAAGCACAUGUAAACAAAUAAUGUGUUGGAGAAUCUAUACUGCUUUAAAGAAAAUUUCUUUCCAGUGCACUCUUACCUCGUUCUAUAACCAUCAGUAAAGUGGCCAUAGGUGGUGGGCUCAGUUUCUAAUGCCUAUUCUGCUUGCUGAUUAAAACAAAGGCAUUACCGUCAGAUGUGGCACCUCUGGGUUAGGGAAGAAAUAAUUUUGACUUGGAUUCAUAUUCUGCACUACCAACAAGUAAUUCCUGCUGGAAAAUGCUCAUUUGUGGAACGAGAGCAAGGACAGGAUGGAACUACGUGAAGAACCUGAGAAAUAGUGUGUAAAGUUGGUCACAAAGAAUGGUGAAUUGCUCACAAGAAGCAGAUGUUGCUAAUGGGUGUAACGAUACCAGGAGUCUCUCCUACUUUCACUGAACAACACCUAAAGAUAGGAAUAGAGUAUAUGCAAACAACAUCAGAGUCAGCACAGAGUGUGCCUUGGAAAAUAUUUGGGACCGUUCCUUCCUGUAUGAACUCAAAGUAGUUGAAUGUCCUUUUUUUUCCCUGUUUUAUGAAAAGCUUAUUGAGCAGAGUGUUAACAGCGCCCAUCUAAUACAGAUUAAAGCCAGAAGAUGUGUUAAACUUGCUUUUUGGUAACAUAUUAAAGACAUAAUAGAAUAAAUUUACAAGCCAGGGAGUGGGUUUCACUUUUUUGAUGAAUCACAUAUUAAAUUAAAUUGAUAUCUGUAAUCUUUGAUUUUCAUUUAAUACCAAAAUACAAUUGUCUCCCUUUUCAUUGGGGUUUGAAACACUAAUAAUAUUUGUAAUGAGAAAUUCCAGUUUUGAGAAUGGAAAAGAUGAGUGGGUUAUUGGCUGAAUGGUAACACUACCAGUACACCAGCCCCUGGAUCAGAAAGUUGAGCCCAAUCUAUCUGUUAGCUCACACUACAGCAAUAUUUUCUAGUCAGUCAGAAAUACUUGUGUCUUUGUAUACUGUGCCAAGACCAACAUGUUCAUGACAUUAGUGCCGGUAGAGUUGAGUAUCAAACUGGUGGUAUAUACUUUUUUUUUAAAAAAAGUAGUCGUCCAUAUUUUGAUUUUUUUUUUAAAAAAGCUCAGGACUGAGAGACUCAUUUAUAUAUAGUUAUUAUAUGGAAAUAUGUUGGGGAAUGAUUUUUAAUCUUACUACAUCAGUUUUCUUUUAAGCACAAAAGUUUUUUUUAACAGGAAACAAAGUGGCAGCGAGGCAAAACCCAAUGCAAGUAAGAGUAGGGUUGAUGAGAGAAAGUAGAAAACUGUCCUCUACCAUCCUUGGACAAUCAGAGAAACAAAAACAGACUGUAAAUCAACCCCAUUGAUUUUAAAUACACCAUCCAGUAUUAUUAUGGGUGAUCAGAAACUGGCCCAGUAUACUGGUCUAAUUGUGCAUUUGUUGCAUCUUACCCCUUGAAAUCCACUUCCUCAAAAUGCCAAAAUUCAGGAAGCUAAGAAGAUAGACUGGGAAAAAGAAGACAGCAGGGCAGUGUUUAAGAAUAUGAGAUUAUCUCCUUCCUUCCCUAAGAACUUAGCUAUGAAUACAUGCAUGCAAUUUCAUCGUUAUUGUUUGGAUAAUUCUUUCACUUUUACUAGCUGAUUUUAAAAUAAACAUUUGUUAUUGAAGCAUUUUUUCACUUCAACACUGCACUGAGUCAGAAGGAACUGUAUGUCAGUAUGAAACUGUUAUUGUAUUGUCUUGGUGAUAGAGAUUCUCGUAUAUUGAUGGAUUAAGGAUUCUUAAAUUUGGAGUGUUAAACUGUAAAUUGCUAAUCCUUAAGUGUGAAUGUUAUCACUGUGUUCCCACAAUCUUAUUUAAUUUGUUGGUGCCAAAGUAUUAUAAAAUACAAACAAACUCUACCUAAGCCAAUUUGCCUUAGUGUUCUUGAGAAACAUUUGCUUGUUUGUGCUCUGAAUUUUUCAAACCUCGAACUGUAAACAACAGUAUUUUACUUCAAAGUCAUGUGCUUAAUGCACAGUCUCCUGACAUGGUCUGAUUGAGUUUGUGUUCAGUUGUAUUUGGCUUGGGUGAGCCCCUGAGGAAAAAGUUGAACACUGUGCCUGCAAUGAAGAAGUCUAAGUAGGAUGAUUUUUAACGUUGAUAGUGGUGAGAAGCACAAACCUAUUGGGAUAAAUUGCUGAUUAAACUUGCCAAACAAUUCAAGGCACAUUUUUGCAAGACAGCUGUACUUUUGCACAUGGAUUGUCAUGAACUGGGCUUGUGUGUUUUAACUGCUCCAUUUUCUUCCAGUCACUAGAAGUUUGUGUUUGGCACCAGAACUACAGAAGUUCAUAUUUAUAUCACAUAUAUAAGAAUUAAAAUACUAUUAUAUGAAUGACAAUCCAGUUUGAAAUUAUAGAAUCUAUAAAUUAUAUAAUAAUUUAUCAGUUUUGCAAAUAUUGCCUUUGCUUGCAUGCCUACCUAUUUGGUACGGCAGUUCUGAUUAAUAGAAACUUAUGAAAGCAGUAUCUGAGAAUUGUAUUAGUGAUUGUAAGUGUAUAUCGUGAGACCCUACAUAGAUUGGGAGACUGCUUCGCCGAGCACCUACGCUCCGUCUGCCAGAAAAGUGAGAUCUCCCAGUGGCCAACCAUUUUAAUUUCACUUCCCAUUCCUAUUCCAAUUCCAAUUCCACUGUCGUGAUGAAGACACACUUAGGUUGGAGGAACAACACCUUUAUAUUCCAUCUGGGUAACCUCCAAACUGAUGGCAUGAACAUUGAUUUCUCAAGCUUCUGGUAAUGCCACCCCCUCCCCGACCUUUGCCAUUCCCUAUCCCCUUUUCCCUCUCUCACCUUAUCAUCUUGCCCACCUAUUGCCUCCUUCUGGUGCUCCUCCCCCUUUUAUUUUUUCCAUGGCCUUCUGUCCUCUUCUAUCAGAUUCCCCCUUCUCCUGCCCUGUAUUUCCUUCACCAAUCAACUUCCCAGAUCUUUUUCAUCCCUCUCCUAUCACCUUGUAUUUCUCUCUCCCCUCCCCACCACCUUUUAAAUCUAUUCCUCUGCUUUUUUUUUUCUCCAGUCCUGCUGAAGGAUCUCAGCCCAAAAUGUUGACUGUACUCUUUUCCAUAGAUGCUGCCUGGCCUGCUGAGUUCCUCCAGUGUUUUGUGUGUUGCUUUGAUUUCCAGCAUCUGCAGCUUUUCUCUUGUUUCUGAGAAUUGUAUCAUUGCCUUUGACCACCAUUCAAUUUCCUGUCAUCAUGAGAUACUCUAAGGUAACCUGUUGAGCAUCACCUUCAAUUUUAUCAAGGAGCGCUGCCACAAGAAAGCGGCGCUGAGACACUAAACAAGAAAUGCUGGAAAUAGUCAGCAUGCCAGGUAACAGCUGUGAAAAGAGAUCCAAGGCCAUUCAUUAGAACUGAGAGAGAAAAUAAUUUAGUUUCAGGUUCAGAAGAUGAAAAGUGGAUCGACGGCACAAAAUGAGUCCAUUAGUCAUAAAAUACAGCACUCAUUCAGACCCUUUGGCACAGUAAGUCCAUGCCAAACACACUGGCCACCCAGCUAGUACCAAUUUCCUGAGUUCAGCCAAUAUUUUAAGACCUGCUCCUCCACAUAGCUAUUCAAGUGUGUCACGUUACACCAAAAGGUUCUUGGAUUCUGCUCAGGCAGAAAGGCAUAAACUCCAAUUAUUAUCUACUUUGAAGUACAAAACAUUGUUUAUCAGGAUAGAACAGAGCAAGCAUUAAAACACUUAUCUUGGCAUGUGUGGGGCCCCUCAUUCAAUCUGUGGUGCUGUUCCUGACCAGCCCAUCAGUGAAGCCUUGAAGAACUACGCCCAAGCCCCCGACCACUGUACUUUUGUACCCUUUAUGAAAUGCUGCAGUAAGUGGACCAAUGCACUGGGUGGUUUUGAUCUGGUACCAAUCAGAACCAAGCACUUGUCACCACUCUUCAUGAGUGCCACUCCUGUUUUCACUUAACUUUCAUGUUCCUACGGUAAUAUUGCAUUCUUACUGUUGUAUUCCCAUAAUAGUAAUCAAAGUUCUGUUAUGUUAAAGGUGUGAUAUUUGACAAAAACAAAAAUUAAACC
Molecule: messenger RNA, 5341 nt
Organism: Mobula hypostoma (lesser devil ray)
Lineage: Eukaryota; Metazoa; Chordata; Chondrichthyes; Myliobatiformes; Myliobatidae
Gene: bnipl
Product: BCL2 interacting protein like
Exons: 10
Coding region: 122-1237 (371 amino acids)
Biological process (GO): apoptotic process
Cellular component (GO): cytoplasm
Source: RefSeq, a predicted model, not a curated record